AUGUGGGCGCGCGCGGCGCGAGUCCUGCGGCGCGUGGCGCUGCUAGUCCCGCUUCUCCUGACCGCGUUAGCGCUACUACUACUGCCGCGCCCACCACCCUUCAGCUCCUCUGCGCGACUACCCUCACCGCCCUCCCCACAACCAUUAGCGAGAGAGGAUACUCAUUUACAAAAUUCUAUGACAGAGAAUGAGGUAAUAUUCGAUGAAGAAGGUGAUGAAAUCACAAAACGAUUAUGGUUCAUGUCUGGUGGUGAGCAACGCCCGAAGCAUCACGACCCGCACGCUAAUUUAUUCCCUGAAGACGCUCAGGCUGAUGACAGAAUUGUCGAGCAGUUAAUGUACACGUUGCCAAAAGAUGAAGAUGUGCCUAUUAAGAAAAUUUUGCUAGCAAACGGGCUUGGGGCCUGGGGGGUAUCGGGUGGGAGAACAGAGUUUAUCAGGAACAAAUGUCCCGUUGACCGAUGUACAUUGACUGCGGACCAGAGAGAGGCAGCCACAGCCGAUGCUAUACUCUUUAAGGAUCACCACACACCCUUCGAUGUUAAGAGACCACCAAACCAGAUUUGGAUCCUGUAUUACUUAGAGUGCCCUUACCACACCGCGUCUCUUCGGCCGUCCUCCCUGGACCUGUUCAACUGGACGGCCACUUACCGUCGGGAUUCAGACAUAGUAGCACCCUACGAACGCUGGGUCUACCACGACACUUUGAAUACAGAAAAGGACAUCGAGAGAAACUACGCAGCUAAUAAAACUAAAAAGGUGGCAUGGUUCGUAUCUAACUGCCACGCCAGGAACCGUCGCCUACAGUACGCGAGGCAGCUGUCGAAAUUCAUCCCGGUAGACAUCUACGGCGCAUGCGGCUCGCACCAUUGCCCGCGCGCUGACCCCAACUGCCUCGAGAUGUUGGACAAGGAGUACAAGUUCUACCUAGCUUUUGAAAACUCGAAUUGUCGUGAUUACAUAACCGAGAAGUUCUUCGUUAAUGGACUGCAGCACGACGUGUUACCGAUAGUGAUGGGGGCACGUCCUCAAGAGUACGCGGCAGUUGCUCCGCACAACUCCUACAUACACGUAGAAGAGUUCGCUGGCCCUGAGGAGCUAGCUGCCUAUCUGAAGCGCUUAGAUGAAGACGACACUCUUUAUAAUUCUUACUUUAGAUGGAAAGGCACGGGCGAGUUCAUCAACACGUACUUUUUCUGCCGCGUGUGUGCGAUGGUGCACGCAGGCGCGCGCCGCCAGCGCAGCGCACACUACGUGGAUGUGCAGGCGUGGUGGCGCGAUGGCGCCUGCACGCGCACUGACUGGCGUACCUCGCCCGACCAGCGUCCACCCCUGCAGUAG
Molecule: messenger RNA, 1341 nt
Organism: Melitaea cinxia (Glanville fritillary)
Lineage: Eukaryota; Metazoa; Arthropoda; Insecta; Lepidoptera; Nymphalidae
Gene: FucTA
Product: glycoprotein 3-alpha-L-fucosyltransferase A
Exons: 7
Coding region: 1-1341 (446 amino acids)
Cellular component (GO): membrane
Molecular function (GO): alpha-(1->3)-fucosyltransferase activity
Source: RefSeq, a predicted model, not a curated record